AUGGAUAUAGCAUACAAUGUUCAACAUUUAAGCCAAUAUAUGCAAGCUCCUAGAGAACCUCAUCUCAAGGGUGAAAUAUAUGUGUUGAGGUUUUUGAAGAAUGAUCCUACUAUGGGGAUUUUCAUGUCCAGAGAUCCCAUAUUUGUUCUUAAAUCAUACUGUGACUCAGACUGGUCUUCUUGUCCUGAUUCCAUAAGAUCAGUUAGUGGUUAUAUUGUCAUGCUUGGUGAUAGUCCAAUUAGUUGGAAAUCAAAGAAGCAAGCUACAAUAUCUUUUUCAUCUGUUGAAGCUGAAUACAGGUCCAUCUGA
This is a messenger RNA of Solanum tuberosum (potato), 309 nucleotides long. RefSeq lists its product as uncharacterized. The coding region runs from base 1 to 309 and encodes 102 amino acids. The transcript has a single exon. NCBI's taxonomy places the organism in Eukaryota, Viridiplantae, Streptophyta, Magnoliopsida, Solanales, Solanaceae. The record is from RefSeq and is a predicted model, not a curated record.